AUCCGGCAUACCCGGAAGUGUAUGCUUUUCUUCCGGGCUACCUUGAAGUUCAUUGCCCCGUUUGUUAACGUUAGCGAAAAGGGAAUUCUUCAAUUGAACAAUAAAUAAAGACAAUUAAAAUGGCGGGAACGACUUCGGUAGCAGGUGAAGUUUUUGUUGAUGCUUUGCCGUAUUUUGACCAGGGAUACGAUGCUCCAGGUGUCAGAGAAGCGGCGGCAGCACUGGUUGAAGAAGAGACCAGAAGGUACCGACCGACAAAGAACUACCUGAGUUACCUGCCAACGCCAGACUUCUCUACUUUUGAGACAGAAAUUAUGAGGAAUGAAUUUGAGCGGCUGGCAGCUCGGCAGCCCAUGGAGCUCCUGAGCAUGAAGAGGUAUGAGCUGCCGGCGCCUACAUCGGGACAGAAGAACGACAUCACGGCGUGGCAGGAGUGUGUGAACAACUCCAUGGCUCAGCUGGAGCACCAGGCGGUCCGCAUCGAGAACCUGGAGCUCAUGUCGCAAUACGGAACAAACGCAUGGAAAGUCUACAACAGUAACUUGGCCUUCAUGAUUGAGAUGGCUCAGAAGGAGCUUCACAAGUUCAGAAAGCAAAUUCAAGAUUUGAACUGGCAGCGGAAGAACGACCAGUUAGCAGCUGGAGCCAAACUACGCGAGCUGGAGUCAAACUGGGUGUCGCUGGUCAGUAAGAACUACGAGAUCGAGCGGGCCAUCGUCCAGCUGGAGAAUGAAGUCGGUCAGCUCAGACAGCAGCAGGGGGACGAGAACAAGGAGAACAUCAGACAGGACUUCUAGAGAAAGACCGCCCGAGCUCUGGACUCUGAUGGCUUCUCAGGAAGACGGACUGCUUUCAGCUCUGGCUAUGAAGCCAUCUGAGGAAGUCGACCCAAAACCACCAAUUUAAACUGACUAAAAACAGUAGUGGAUUAGUUCUACAGUUUCAGAGAGCUGCUGAAAGAGGCAAGUUUCUUUGAGUGCUUCUGAAACACAGACAGCAGCUUUUACCCUCUUGUUUCAUUUAGCAUCACUGAUCACUUUACUUCUGUAGACCUUGGAGGAUGCCUUUUUUCCAGCAGGUUUUUUUUUUUUUUUUU
Cyprinodon variegatus (sheepshead minnow) is the source of this 1096-nucleotide messenger RNA. It is a transcript of the gene bcas2, whose product is annotated as breast carcinoma amplified sequence 2. NCBI's taxonomy places the organism in Eukaryota, Metazoa, Chordata, Actinopteri, Cyprinodontiformes, Cyprinodontidae. Bases 120 to 797 code for a protein of 225 amino acids. The transcript has 7 exons. Gene Ontology annotation, cellular component: precatalytic spliceosome; Prp19 complex; catalytic step 2 spliceosome. Gene Ontology annotation, biological process: mRNA processing. The record is from RefSeq and is a predicted model, not a curated record.